Molecule: messenger RNA, 1523 nt
Organism: Oppia nitens
Lineage: Eukaryota; Metazoa; Arthropoda; Arachnida; Sarcoptiformes; Oppiidae
Product: protein starmaker-like
Exons: 6
Coding region: 351-1493 (380 amino acids)
Source: RefSeq, a predicted model, not a curated record
CUUGCGUACAAAUGGCUUACAAUGCAAUGCAAUGUUGAAAACAUUGUUUUGGUAAUAAAAUUAUCAAUUUAAAUGUGUUUUAAAUUAAUUUUAAAUAUAUUUAAUAAUCUGAUUGAAUGAUUGGUUGGGCGCCACAUAUACUAUAGCAAUGGCAACACUAUAUGUAUAUUAUUAAUACUACUUUAAAGACCGCACAGUUGCACAUCCAGACAAAAGGGACGGCAAUAGUGACUAAAUUAACGAACAGAUUGAAUGCAAAAAAAUAAUUGCUUCACAAGGAGUUGACUAUCAACUGACCGCUACAUAAAGCAUAAGAAGAAAGCAGUCUAUCAUAUAAUAUAAACUUAAUAAUGAAACGAUCGUUGGAUCCAUUAGUCAGCAGUGAUUGCAAGAGAGCACCCAUGAGUUCAGACAACAGUACCACUACUGCCAACACUACUGAUGCAAACCAUCAACAGAAGAAAUCGAGAAGAGUUGCCAAACAUUUACGAAGGGGUGCUAUAUAUGCCUCAUCAGCACAUGAGUAUAUGAAAAGUGAUUGGACUUGUGAUGAGUUGGAUCUAACCAAACAAAUCACUGUUUUCUCGGACCUAACGGAUCACAGACUUAAACUUAUCGAUGAAUUGUUCUCUGUUUUUACGGUUAUGGAGUUAAAGGCAUUCACUCCCGAAUUACUCAAAGAGUUUUCGGUGAAUCAAUUGAAGGAAAUGUGUUUAGAAGAGUUGAAUAUAAUGUCGAAACCAAAAAUAAAGUACAUCUGUGGCGGCAAUGAUCCUGAAAACUAUAGUGAGUCGGAUGUCAACCAUGAUAAUAAUGACAGAACAAGAUCGCAAAAAAUUGGUGACAAAACAAGUGGUGAUAGUAUUCAACUUUUAGUUGAUGACAAUGAAUACUCUGAUUUCUUAGGCAGUGAACAACUUCAACAAAAAAAAUUGAUAAAAGAAGUGAAGGACGCAGAGGUUCAGGCAAAUGAAUUGUCGUUAGAGUCGUCAUCUGACGAUGAAGUCAUGACCGAUGAUGAAAGACAGGGCGAGGGCUGGAGAAACUUGUUUGCUAAGACACAAAUGCAAAUAUUGGAACUGGAGUUUAGGGCCAGAGCUAUACGAUCACUCAUGAAGGCCCACAACGAAGAUCAACCCAUUGAUGACACCAACGCUCAAAGUGGUCAAUCAACUAAUGAUAAUCAAAACUCUGGACAUUCAAAGCAUGAGUAUGUCCUCAAUGAAGAUUCACAAACAUAUGACAGCAAUAAUAGUGAAGAAAAUAUAGGAUCGGGGGUUAAGUAUGUAGACAUUGGAGACAAAUCUAACUUUAGUGAUAGUUAUGACUAUGAAAAAAGUGACGAUAAAAAUGAUAAGAAUAGUAAAGUUAAAGAUAUUAAACAAGACUCUGAUGUCGACACCAAUUCAAAUGACUCACAUAGUUAUCAUUCAAAUGAUGAAAUCGAUAGAGAAGAGGGAGAGAUUGAUGACGAUAACAGUUGUGAUAAAUAAUACAAAUAAAUUAAUGUUAAACAAAUCAUA